This is a messenger RNA of Zerene cesonia (dogface butterfly), 941 nucleotides long. RefSeq names its product RPII140-upstream gene protein (gene 140up). Lineage: Eukaryota; Metazoa; Arthropoda; Insecta; Lepidoptera; Pieridae. The transcript is spliced from 6 exons. Bases 145 to 882 code for a protein of 245 amino acids. Gene Ontology annotation, cellular component: mitochondrion. The record is from RefSeq and is a predicted model, not a curated record.
AAAGUCAAAACUGAAACUUCACUCUAGUUUCACUUUCACAAAAAAUAAGAUUAUGUUGCAAGUUGCAAUUUACAAUAAAAAAGUAUUAGUGAAUAAUAAAAUAUUGUUACUUAUUUGCGAUGACUGAAUAGAUAAGUAAUAAACAUGUUUAGAAUGUUUAAUAAGAACAUUUUUUAUAGAACGACAUUGCGUCUGACACCAGCGGUCGUAAUUCCAUUUUUUAAACAAAAUAACGAAAAUGAUUACAAUUUGCUUGAAAAAUCUGAUCAAGAAGCCCCAAUAACUGGAUGGGAAAGAGUUAAGCGCAUGUAUAGUAAAAAUGAAUAUGAAGAGUUUUCUAUAGAAAUACACAAUAUAGCACAAGCAUCUAUGAGUGGCAUUUUUUUUGGCGCCUGCUAUGGAGGUUUUAUCAAAUCCAGGGAUGCUUAUCUUUAUUUUAUAGAAAAUAAUCAAGCUGCGGUAUUUAAUUCUACGUUUCAGGCGAAGGUAAAUUUUGAAAUAAUUCUACUAUAUUGCAGCUUAAUUGCAACAACUAUAUCAGUUUAUAGAGAUAAGAAUUCAGUAAUAGAGUAUAUGAUAGCAGGUGCAGUUACAGGAGCAGUUUAUAAAGCAAAUUUAGGCUUAGCUGCAAGUCUCGUAGGAGCUGGAUUGGGAACUGCUUUAAGUUUGGUUGGUGGCCUAGCUAUCAUAGGCUUGUUGAAGAUUAGUGGUGUAACAAUGAAUGACAUUAGGCAAUCUCUGUACAAAAUCAAGCAAUCAAGAGAACAAGUGUAUAAUGAAUGUUUAGAAGCCAGUGCCAAGGAGAAAAAUGAUGAUCUAACAAAACACCAUGAUGUGUUAAUUGUUGAAAAAGGUAUCAAGAAAAUAGAAGAGAUUGUCUAGACAACAAAUAAUAAUUAAUAUUUAUAUUGUAGUGUACAAAAUGUAAAUAAAUAUGCAAA